This is a messenger RNA of Talaromyces proteolyticus, 1971 nucleotides long. RefSeq names its product putative dipeptidyl peptidase IV. The record is from RefSeq and is a predicted model, not a curated record. Bases 1 to 1971 code for a protein of 656 amino acids. NCBI's taxonomy places the organism in Eukaryota, Fungi, Ascomycota, Eurotiomycetes, Eurotiales, Trichocomaceae. Gene Ontology annotation, molecular function: serine-type peptidase activity. The transcript is spliced from 3 exons. Gene Ontology annotation, biological process: proteolysis.
AUGUCAGAUUCAAUAACGGUCGCACCAUAUGGAAAAUGGGAUAGCCCCAUUACUGCAGAACAUCUCUCCAGCGGCAGUGUCCACCUUGAAGGUAUACAAGCCAACCCGUCUACUGGACAGCUUUUUGUUCUUGAAUCACGCCCUUCCGAAGGUGGAAGAUAUGCCAUCGUGGAACUGGCCGACACCACAACCAGAGAUGUCUUGCCUGCGGAAUACAAUGCCGAAGGUACAAUACAUGAAUACGGUGGUGGCUCUUUCGCGAUGCAUCCUAAUGGCCGUUUACUCUUCACCAGUCACCCGGAUAACGGCAUAUUUCUGCUAGAUCCUGCAUCUGGAGAUGUGGAGACCAUUGUAGCCCCUAAUGUUUCUGUUCGUUUUGGAAAUUUCCAUGUUCAUCCAACAACUGCAGAAUGGAUUCUUGCUAUCCAGGAAAGCCAUUCAAAAAAUUCUGACGGAGGUGCAGUUGUAAAGAACGCGAUUGUAGCUAUCCGUGUAAACACAGCCGAGGUGUCUGUUAUUGCUGAAGGCGCUGAUUUUUAUCAACAUCCUCAAUUUAGCCCAGAUGGGAAACGGGUCUGUUGGACAGAAUGGAACCACCCUGAUAUGCCUUGGUCAGGGACGAGACUAUACGUUGCUCAGUGGGAAACUGGAAAACUUUCAGGGCAAAUUCUGGUUUCUGGUGAAGCUGGUGUUGAGAGUAUCUGCCAGCCAAGAUGGGGUUUAGACGGUACUUUAUUUUUUGUUAGCGACAAGACGGGAUACUGGCAGUUAUAUCGCUUCGAUGGUGAGACACCGAAACUGAUACAUUUAAAUGGUCUAGAAUCGGCUGAAUUUGGAAGUCGAGAGCCCGCUCUUGGAAACUGCACAUAUGUGCAAUUAGAUAACAAGACCAUCGUUGCAUCCGUUAACCAAAAUGCGACAUCCAAUCUGGUCUUGAUUGACCUAGAAACAAGCUCAUGGAAAGACCUAUCUUUACCUAUUGUUGAUAUUCAAAAGAAUGCUAUGGCUAGUAUAUCGCCCACAGCAUUUGCUGUAAUAGGAAGCACUCGUACUGUCCCGCAAGCGCUUUACCGUGUGGACUUGAGCGACGGUGUUUCUAUCAAGUUACUAAAGCCAACCACUGAACUCGAUAUACCAGACACGCUCAUCUCGGAAGCCCGACAUAUAACCUUUCCACGAUUGUACGGUAAAAAAGACGAUUCUAAGUCUGCCAAUGCGUACGCUUGGCUUGUUGAACCCAAAAAUGCUGCUUUUAAAGCCCCAGAGGGCACUAAACCACCUUUGCUCGUGUGGAUGCACGGUGGCCCGACAUACCAUGUCCCACCUGGGCUCGCUCUAACGACGCAAUACUGGACAUCCCGAGGCUAUGCUUACGUUCUUGUGAAUCAUGUCGGCUCUACCGGAUACGGGCGGGCGUAUCGUGAGCUUCUCGAUGGCGAAUGGGGCGCCGCUGAAAUUGCAGAUGCGGCCAGCUGUGUCAAGUAUCUCGCUUCUGAAGGUGUUAUUGAUUCUUCUAGAGUCGGCAUUGUUGGCGAGAGCGCUGGUGGUUAUUCAGUCAUGCAAGCUCUUUAUACGUAUCCCGAUAUCUGGGCUGCCGGAAUAAGUAUUUAUGGGAUUAGCAGCCUUUCGGAGUUUGCAGAGACAACACAUAAAUUUGAAAGUCAUUAUAUUGACUCUCUUGUGUUAGGAAAGGGGGGGAAAACGAAGGAAGAAAUAGAAACUAUUUAUAAGAGUCGAAGUGCGGUAUAUCAUGCAGAGAAAAUCAAGGGGCCACUAUUGCUUCAACAAGGCGACGUCGAUACAAUUGUCCCGGCAUGGCAAGCAACGCAUAUGGUGGAAAAAAUGCGUGAACUUGGGAAGACGGUUGAAAUUGAAAUUUAUCCUGGGGAAGGGCACGGAUUCCAUAUGGAGAAAACGAUAAAAGCUUCAACGGAAUCACAGACUCGAUUCUGGAUUGAUAACCUUCUUUAA